AUGAGCAUGACCUACAAGCAGAAUGACCUCACAGAAGAGAUCUUCGGACAUCUGUGCAAUGUGGCGCUGCACAAAUGCAGUGAUAAGACGGAGAAGAAGAGAGCCGGUUGUGGUGGGAGAGCCAUGAGGAAAAGGUUCGUUGGUCCGGUACUAUUGUGACAGAAACGGACUGAGAAUCUUUCAGAGUUCUCAUCAAGAACUUUGUGUCCGACCUCUUCAAGAUGCCCAAGAAACCGACGUCGAGCAGAGAACAGGACAUGGCCUCUUCGGACGAAGAGUACGACGAUUUCGACAUGACGGACGUCUCGUUCUAUGAGGAGGAACUCGAGGACUUCAGGCUCGAGGAUCUCACCAACAGCUACGAGCAGCAGCCUCCGAUGGCUCCCAACGACCUGUGGCUGAACCAGCCGAGCAAUUUGUACGGAGGCAGUGAGAUGGGGUUCAGCGGUGUGGGCUCAGGGUACGGUUACGAGUCCUCGUCGCUCUCCCUCAUGCCGUCUUCCUACUCCGCUCCGAGCUCUGUCAACUAUCAGCCAUACGACAUGUACGGUAGCUCGAUGUCGGAGAGUGCCACCGAGGGAGACAUGCCGAUCGCUUCGGAUCCUUUGGCCAGCCUCUCUGGAAUGCUCCCGUCUUCCGAGCCGACUUCCUUUGACCCCUAUGGACAGCCGUCGUCGUCCACGAAUAACUCCUCCUAUUUCCACUCUGAUGACUUCUUCCUGACCAACGUCGCCGAGCACGUCUUCGUAAGUCGCCCCUAUCGUGAGCUGACCUUACAGUCUCUGCUUUAGGCAGACACCCAGGUGCUGCAAGAGGACACUCACGAGCUGACCGACUUGGACGUGGCUACCGGCGAGAGUCAUGCGAACAAGAACAAACGGCGAAGCACAGAGCUCUUCGACGAUUUUAACGUGUCUUUCCAGAAGCGCAUAAAAAUCUAA
This is a messenger RNA of Caenorhabditis sp. 36 PRJEB53466, 941 nucleotides long. NCBI's taxonomy places the organism in Eukaryota, Metazoa, Nematoda, Chromadorea, Rhabditida, Rhabditidae. The record is from the annotation of a GenBank genome assembly.